Messenger RNA from Centruroides sculpturatus (bark scorpion), 5155 nucleotides. RefSeq names its product mitogen-activated protein kinase kinase kinase 5-like (gene Ask1). NCBI's taxonomy places the organism in Eukaryota, Metazoa, Arthropoda, Arachnida, Scorpiones, Buthidae. Gene Ontology annotation, biological process: protein phosphorylation; MAPK cascade. The record is from RefSeq and is a predicted model, not a curated record. Gene Ontology annotation, molecular function: protein kinase activity; ATP binding; protein binding. The transcript has 35 exons. The coding region runs from base 384 to 3923 and encodes 1179 amino acids.
AGAGAAACCGAGCAAUAAUUUUUAUAAUUUAUUUUUUUAUUUUUUAUUUUUUAUCGGAGCCGUUCUGGUUAACGUCGGAAGAAUUAUCAAGGUUUAUGAAUUUUUUCCUUCUUUCUCCAAUCUAAAACAUAAAAGUAACUUAAAAUUAAAGCGAGGAUUAAAUACGAAGAUGUGAAGAAAAGUGAAAUUUUUAAUUAACCAGGUGUGCAUACUCACCUAUCUCAAAAACAUCUACUAUAGUCUGUGCUGUAAAAGACUAGACGCAAGUCAGCCUGAGCAGGAAGGGUCUAUGUCAGAUGAAAGGAACAGAAGAAGGCAUGUGAUUAACAUAUGUAAAUGAUUCCGGAAGUGAUAUAAAGUAAUUUCAUAUAAAUCAUGUAAUUAUGAGUGAUGCUGACGUAAAAUCUGUUUCCAGCCAUCAUUCUCAUUCUCCUUCCAAAAUGGAUGUGGUGUGCCUGCUUGAUUUGGUUAUUACUGAAAAUUUGAAACAACGUCAAGCAGCAUAUGAAGAAAUUCAGAAAGUGUGCCAUGCGAUCGGAGCUUCAUUACAGCAUAUUCAAUAUCAAAAAUUGGAAUUUUGUGAAGGAAAUGUGUUAGAUUUAUUUUAUAAUGCUGAUGUACUGAUUGUUGAUAUUUCAAUUACGGAUCAGAAAAGUUCCUUAAUCUAUCACUUGGGAGUUCGAGAGAGUUUUAAUAUGACACAGAAUAUUUUGCUUUAUAAUGAUAUUGAUUCAACUUCAUCUCUUUCUCUUAAAGCAAAUUUGCCUUUGUCAUGCCAGAACUAUACACUAAUAACAUAUAAAUUGAAUGAUCUUGGCAUGUGCGUAGUAACUGAUCCAGCUGGAUUACGAUUGGUUCCGGAUGAUGUACUCGAAUCAAAACAACAUUUGAGUUGCAAACUGAAGAAAUUAUUACAAGAAGUUGAACUACAGUCAAAAGCUCACAUGAAAGAAAAGUUUAUUUCUGAUUUAAGAUCUAUAAAGAAAAAUUUCACUGGAGAAGAAUUAGCUCAGGAAUUACAGAAAAUGAGAAAACGACUUGAUGACCCCAAUAUUAUCUCUGGAGAAGUUGUAACAAAUAUGUUGCUUUUAUACAGAGAUAUACAGGACUAUGAUGCAAUGGUUACCCUCGUUGAUGAACUGCAAACAAUUCCAAAUAUAAAGUUUACUUUCACAUUGCAUAUACAAUUUCAUUAUGCAUUUGCUCUUAACAGGAGGAAAAAAGAAGGUGAUCAAGAAAAAGCUUUAGAUGUUAUUUCUAAAGUGUUGACCAAAAAAGAAAAUCAUCUUCCUGAUAUUUUAUGCCUUUGCGGUCGUAUUUAUAAAGAUAAAUUUGUAGAUUCAGAUUAUUCGGAUAAAGAAAGCUUGGAAAAUGCAAUAUAUUGGUACCGUAAAGGAUUUGAAGUCAAACCAAAUGAAUAUGCAGGAGUAAAUUUAGCUACAUUAUUGGUUGUUGCUGGAAACGAUCUCUCUAAUUCUAUAGAACUGCAACAGAUUGGAAUGAUGUUGAAUCAUUUGAUCGGUCGUAAAGGUAGCUUAUCAUCUUUACAAGAUUACUGGGAUGUAGCUACAUUUUUUGAAAUCAGUGUAUUAGCUGAAGAGUACGUGAAAGCAAUUCAAGCUGCAGAGUGCAUGUUUAAAUUGAAACCACCAAAUUGGUAUUUAUACAAAAGAGAUGAAAGAUGUUUGUUUCUUUAUGUUCAUCAAAAUUCGGAUGAUUUUCAAAUGUUCUUUCCUUCCGAGCUGUUGAGAAAUAAAUUUCACAAACUUUUAUUAGAAAUGACGGCUGACCAAGAAGGAAUGGUUACAGAUUUAGAUACAGAUAUUACCAAUGGUCCUAUACAGUUUGAAUAUGAGGUAGAUGAACAAAAUAAGAAGAUUUUGUUAGGAAAGGGAACUUAUGGUUCAGUUUAUGCAGCUCGUGAUCUUAAUACUCAAAUAAAAGUUGCUGUAAAGGAAAUUUUAGAGAAAAAUAUCGGAGUUGUGCAGCCAUUACAUGAAGAAAUAAAGCUUCAUUCUCAACUUAGGCAUCGAAACAUUGUUCAAUAUUUAGGAUCAGUUAGUGAAGAUGGUUACUUUAAGAUCUUCAUGGAACAAGUUCCAGGAGGUAGUUUAUCCCAAUUAUUACGUUCAAAGUGGGGGCCAUUAAAAGAUAACGAAGCUACAAUUGCAUUCUACACAAAACAGAUACUCGAAGGAUUAAAAUACUUACAUGAUCAAAAAAUAGUUCAUCGAGAUAUUAAAGGUGAUAACGUUUUAGUGAAUACAUAUAGUGGAAUUGUAAAAAUAUCAGAUUUUGGAACGUCAAAACGACUCGUAGGGGUUAACCGGGCAACUGAAACUUUUACAGGUACCUUACAGUACAUGGCACCUGAAGUGAUAGAUAAAGGAUUUAGAGGUUACGGAGCACCUGCAGACAUAUGGUCUUUGGGUUGCACUAUUGUUGAAAUGGCUACGGGUAAACCUCCAUUUGUAGAACUCGGCUCUGCGGAAGCUGCCAUGUUUAAAGUCGGUUACUUCAAGCAACAUCCGGAAAUCCCCGAGAGCAUGUCUGACAAGGCAAAGCAGUUCAUUCUUCGGUGUUUUGAACCGGAUCCUGACAAGAGAGCGACUGCAGCAGAAUUAUUAGAAGAACCAUUUUUAGUAGAUGUGGGACGAAAAAAGAAAGCUCAUCGUCCUCUAGGACCAGAUUUUCCAAGAAGCAUUUCAGUACCUGCAGAAAGAAAUUUCCGACUGGAGAAACCCGAUCGGGUUGGGAGAUUUGCCAGUACGGGAGACGAAGGCUCAUCACUGUUCAUGUGUAAGACGAGUCCGUCCGAUUCUCUCCCACGAACCCCGACUUCGUUCUCUUUCAGUUCUGAAGGUUCUGACUGUACGAUCAACGGAAGCAUGAGGAGAUCCAGCUCCGGGAUGCUCAGUCCUCCUGUUGAUGGGCCGCAGACGGAACAGGACCAGGGUGGUUUCUACAUGUUGAAAAAGGACUCUCAACGUAGAAUUACACUCAUAAAAGUCUUAACAGACCACGUGGAAAGGAUUUGUGAUAUUUGGAUGAAAUCAUUAGUUUCACACAUCCCAAAUGUAUCUCUGACAGUAGACAAUCUUCAUGUAUUAAUUAAUGGACUAAGAGAUUUUAUUCCGGAACAGAAUAAAGCAUCGAUACAGCAAGCCAUUAAUCAUUUGAAAGACAUUUUGGAAUUUGAUAAAAACACAAUUCAUCAGAUUCAACUCUCUCUCUAUCUGUUUAAUGAAGCAGUCAAUAAUGUACUCAGAGAUCAAAGCAUAAAACCUCAUUGGAUAUUUGCUUUAGAUAGUUUAAUAAGGACGGCAGUUAAGACGGCGAUUAUUGUUCUCUCACCUGAAUUAGGUCAGGAUUUUGAUGAUCAUGAACAUGAUGAUCCAGAACACGAGGAAGGUUCUACUUCAGGAGUUUCCUCUACUAUUAAUUCUGUAAGAUCUCAGCAUGGAGCUCAAGCAUUUAACUGUUCCAGAUAUAUACAACUGCAACAACAAUUAAGCAUUCUUGAAGAAGAAAAUAUGAAAUUGAUGCAAGAAUUAGUUGAGAGUCAAGUAGCUUAUCAAGAUUUGUUAAAACAUACUUUAAAUGACAAAAAAAAUCAAAUGAUGUUAUUACAGAAGAGGAUAUAUCCUAACGAAGUGGAUACGGCAGCUUGUCUCACCGAUAGGCAAUUAAUACCUUCAGUCACCGUGAGUGGCGAAAAUUCUGGAGACGAGGAACUGACAGACUGGUUACGCAGCUUAUCUUUAGACGAAGACAGUAUUAUAAAGUUCAUAGAAGAAGAUUACACAAAAGAUGACGUUCUGAACUUAAUGAGUAGAGAAGAUUUAAGGAGAUUGGGCUUGAAAGGUGGGAUGGAACUGAGGGUGUGGAAAGCCAUUUCUAAUCAUCGCGAAGGAAAGACCUAGCACGAUGCUGCCUUUGUAAUUUUGCCUUACUACUAUCGCUAACGAUAAAGAGUGACACAAAUAGAAAAAAUUAAUUAACCCUUUUCCAAAAAAACAUAAAAAAAAAAGGACGGCGAGGCAGCUCCACGUUCGUUUGCUCAUUACAUUUCUAUGGGACAGACUAUUUCCCACAGAUAAUCGGAAAGGAAGCAUUAUAUAUCCAAAGAGUGUGCGUUUUCCCGGAUGUAAAUUUUAAAAACAGAUUCCGCACCACAUUAUAAUACCAUUUGUUUUAAUAGAGUUUAAUCGCUUGGCAAGAUCUCCAGAUCGAAAUACCAAAGGAACUACUGCCAGAAAAGUUUGAAAAUCCUUAACGAUUAACACAAUUUUUCCACACAAAUUGGAAUUUUGUAAGCUCAAAUAAUAUAUGCAAGCGAUUAGUACAAAAAGUUCACGGUUUUUUUUUUCCUGCUAACUACUUUGCCGGAUGCAAAACAACACCCGAAUCAUUGAAGUGGAGAGAAAACGAGGCAAAUUUCCAGACGUAAUCCAUUUUUAACUUAAAAAUUCAAUUUAAGAACACACACAAGAUCAUUUUGUUUUAGAUUUCUUAGAAUAGUAGUAUUAAUUAAGAGGAAACGAUCAGAACAAAACCUAAUUUUUCGACAUGCAUCCUCUUUUAUAACUUAUAAUUUUAGUAAAUUUGUGCAAAGAAAUAAAAUUUGUCUCGUUUUCUUCUACAAUUCGAGACAGAUAUUUAAUGAAUGCAAUUUUUUUUGGCGAAGAUGUCAAGAAAUCAUAAGUACAAAUACAAUCAAUCGACUUAAAAUUCAUUAAAAAGUAUUUCCAUACUUUGCGUAAGUUUUCUGGAGAAAAUUGGCGAUUUGGACUCACCGUCUCGUGAAGGUACGACAGUCUUGAAAAUUGGUCUUAAGAACGUAAUGAAAUUUUGUCGUUUGCGCCAAAAAUCGGCUCACUCUCCUUCACAAUAUAUACACGCACGUAGUCGAAAUUUGGAGAUUGUAGAUAACGUGUCGGUCAGCCCAACGUUCUAUGCAACAAACGAUGCAAUUGGCUUAAAAGUGUGCUACUUAACCGAUUCCCAUUUAUAUUUUCUACGAAGAAACGUUACCGGGACAAUUAUCGCGAAUUAUACUAAUGCCUAGUGUACAGAUAACGAAUAUCUCUUGUAUUUUGAAUCAAAAUGAUGCGCGUGUAAACCCGAAAUAACAAUAAACGGCUUUGUUUCUUUA